UGGGUUUCUUUCUUAUGGAAUUGUUAUGGAAAGAAGGAAAGACAAUGAAUUAAAAGCCUGGGAUGACUUUGACAUCUGUACUGUAUUUGUGUGACACCUCCACUGUCUCCAGUGUGACCUCCCACCCCCAUCCUCACCCUGAACACCGCCCUCUCAUCCCCGCCUCGAGCCCUCCUCCCUCCACCGAGGAUUUGUCUCUCACCGGCAGAGCCUGUGGUUUGUAAUCAGAUGACUAUAGGCGAUAAUCCAACACUACACUCGCUCGUGCUACGUUUCAUACUUCUUCAAGAGCACGCAGGAAGAGAAGAGGAAAGAAGGAGGAGUGGAAAGAGGGACUGAUGUGAAAGCUUUCCAGACGGUUGGACCGGGGAAUGUGGGAGGUGUUUUGAAAUGACACAGGAAAAGCACUCUGAAUCUCGACUCUACCCCCCUAGCAACUAUCUUGAUUUUGCUCGAGCAGAGAUGGAGGUUGAUCAUGAGCGCCCAAUUAUCUCCUUAUCAAAGAGUUUCUCAGACAUGGCCAGUGGACCUGCUCAGAGAAUGGAGGUAGCCUGGUGCCGGCAACAUCUCCGCAAAAGUGUCAGCAAUGCAGGCUACCCUCAGAGACCUGUCAGUAGGGGAGGAUCUGUCACAGGCAUGCCUUCGUCUUUGGAGCUUGAGGAACGUAGUAUAGCUAUAGGUGGUGUUAAUACCACACCAGAGACUGUUAUUUGUUGUGGACGGGCCUCACAGCCCUGGAGCAUCACUGAGGACUCACAGCAGGUAUACGCUGCCGAAACGUGUGCACCAUGUUCCCCGUCCAUGAACAGGAUAGGAUGUCUAGAGGGUAGGGAGUCAUGUUGCCACUGUUAUGCAGAGGACAACAUGAAAGCCAGUAACAAAAUGGUUUAUGGGAUGUUGUCUCCUGCUCUGAGCACCAGGCUCUGUCCUAGGAAUACACACAGCCCUGCACAUCAAGGGAUAGAUGAUGGACUUUGUACGCAAAGGCCCUUUAAAGGUGAGAGCCAGCAUUUACCAGCAUGUAGGUCUGUAUGUGUUAAUAAUGCACUUAAUGCUGGCUCCUUCAAAAAUACAUGUCAUGUUGUGCCCUGUCCUGGACAUUUAUUACCUCUACCAGCCUGUGCAGGAAGUCCUUGUUUACCUGAAAGGUCACUACUCCAUUCACCUUGGCAUGGUUUCCCACCCCUGGUGUCAUCUGUCAGUGAGACGAGACUAAACAGUCGGGCUCCAGGUCACUGCUAUGGGCCUGAAACACGUGGGAAGAACAUGUCUAGCUUCAGAUUAGACCAAAAUAGACAGUCUGGGUUCGCCCAACGGACAGUAAAAGAUGCCUGCAACAUGACAUCUCAGAAGGACUUCAGAGAAGUUGGUGUGCAAACCAUGUCUACAGAUUUCCUUAUUUUUCCUCUCUCCAGUGCUUUCCCAGAGAUCAGUAUAACAUCUCAUCCAUGUUCAAACACAAGUCCUGAUGGAGAGGAUGUGGAGACCAGGAUUUCGGUAAAGGAGGUGGAGUGGGAUGCAGAGGGAAUGACAUGGGAGGUCUAUGGAGCAGCUGUAGACCCAGAGGAGCUUGGCCUGGCCAUUCAGCGUCAUCUAGAGCUUCAGAUCAAAGAAAACGCAGCUGCUGCUGCCCAGAAGAAAGCAACUGCAGAGAAUUAUGGUGCCUCAAUGCAACAAAACAACCGACAGAGAAAGAGUGAAAGUGUGGUACGAUUACUGUGUGGUCCAGCAUGCUGUUCACACUCCACUGCAGUCGAAGACUGAGGAAAUGAAUAAAAUUGUAAGCUUAUAAGCAUGUAAACUGCCUUCUUUACCUCUUAAGCACUUUUUGAAUUAAUAUGAGUUCAGGGUAUAUGUCUGUUCAUCCCUUAAAUUCCCAGCUUAUUAAUCACUUAUUACUCUUGAAGCAGAGGAAAGAUGAAGAUUCUGGACAUCUACACUCAGGAACAACUUUAAGGCAAUACUUGAAACUAAUGUACACACACGUACAUUGUACCUGAGUAAAAUAUGGACCUGAGAAAGGUAUCUGAAGAACAUGGGUAACUUGGUAGGGCAAUUGGCCACAUCACAAACAAUCAAAAUGCUCUUGACAUCAUUGUAUAUAAAUAUCCUGUAUGCCGUUAUUAAAGGGCACUUUCAGAUUUAUAAUUACAAGUCCGCAAUCAAAUCCUUACUGUAAAAUACAGGUUAUAGUUAAUUUAUUAAAUUAAGUAUUUGUGUUUUGACAAAUAAGAUUCUGAUAUCUAUUAUGCUUUACAUUAUCACUGCUAGCAGAUAUUGAUUUAAAUUAUGUACACGCUUUAUUUCAAAGCUAACAUAAGAUCGUAAUGGUAAAAUAGUGAAGAUAUUUUGGUCAUUUCUUUAAUACACAUACAUUAUUACGUUUUCUGAAAUAAUGAAGUCAUUAUAGGGCAGAUUAAUUACUAACAAAACACAAAUACUGGAAACCAUGUCUACUGAUUUGCUUGUUUCUCUUCUCCACAAUGUGUUUCCUUAAGAAUUAAUUCUUAAUCUCUGUAGGAAGUUCUUCAAUGUUUCAAAAUUGAUUUUUACAUUUGGAAAAUUUAACUACUUGACAGCCUUGAUGCAGUCAGUAUUGUACUUAAACAUCGGACAUACCUGACACCAUUAAGGAAUUAGCUUCGACUUUUCGGUUCCAAUCUCAGUUUAAUGACACGAUCUUCUUACUGUGUAUUUUCUUGUCAAUCGAAGGGAAGAGUAAACUGAAGCAUUAAUUGUUGAAUCAAUUAUGGUUCUAGAAAUUUGCAUGGUGAAAAACUAUAACAGGUCAUUGAUGAAUACAUUUGUGUAUAAUGUGUGUGUGAAUAUUUUGCCAGUUCUGGUUAAAUCCCAGAAUGCACUCAUAGCUUUAUUCUUUUGCCAAAGCAAAUCAUACCUUUCUUUAGACCACAGCAUUGUGAUUCACUGUCAAUAGAUAAACAAUAAAAUAAUGUAAAAGGUCUAAUAAAAAUGAUCUUAAUAUAUGUUACGUAAUGGAAGUGUGAACAACAGCUUUUGUCUGCAUAAGUGCAACAAUAAAUUGUUUGGAAAACAAAAUCCUAAAUGUAGUUUCUUUUGUUUAGAGUACAUAAAAUAUGAUGUAUGUAUAUGAUGUGGCAUGGCAUAUAGAAGCAGGUGCGGUUGUCUUUACAUGUUGAAAGAGCAUCUUUGUUUCUGCAUGAGAGAAAGAGAAAGAGUGAGAGUGCAGAUGAGGAUCCUGUUAAACUUGGUGAAUAUUGUUCUGGUCAAAAGUUCUGGACAUUUCCAUUGUCCUUUCACUGACAUUUUGAGCGUUUGGAUGAUCAGGCACAUUCUCUGGUAUUGACAGUACUGGAGCACCUCGUCUCACUGUGUUUGUAGUGUGCUUGUUGUAUCAUGUUUCAGCAUUUAGAGUAAACACCACACGUCACUCUGUGUCGUUGUUAGUUAGCGCUCCAUCCAAAGACUAUUACUAAUCUGUAAUAUCAUUCAUCUCAGAAUAUGACAAUGUUUACACAUACAGUAUAUAUUCAUAUUUGACAUGUGGUCAAAACAUUAUCCUAGCAUGAACCAUGACUCAACAUCAAGGUUCCUCAAUUUCAUUAAACCCUGCAUCCUCUUACAGGAUAAAAUCCAGACCCCUUAUGAUUGCAGUAUAAUCGAACAUUCAAACA
Hemibagrus wyckioides is the source of this 3653-nucleotide messenger RNA. RefSeq lists its product as uncharacterized. The transcript has 2 exons. The coding region runs from base 391 to 1764 and encodes 457 amino acids. Gene Ontology annotation, cellular component: plasma membrane. Gene Ontology annotation, biological process: neuron projection development. Lineage: Eukaryota; Metazoa; Chordata; Actinopteri; Siluriformes; Bagridae. The record is from RefSeq and is a predicted model, not a curated record.